CUCACAUCGCCCAUGAUCAAAUGCUUUCCAAUUCCACCAAUUCCACCGCUGCAAUUCGAAUAGUUCCCGAAUUUCUUACGGCCACAGCCCGACCUACCGCCUUCCCACCCACUCCUAACACAAAGAAACGCAAACGCCUGCUCCAGCUCUCCAAACAUGGGCGAAAUGCCAACCCCCAAGAAACAAAUCAACCUCCUCCGGGGCUGGCCUCCCCCCUCCGUCCUCCCCUCCGAAGCCCUCAAGGCCGCCACCGCCCGCGCCUUCUCCGAUCCGGCCGUCUCCGUGCCGGGCCUGCAGUAUGCCCCGGACCCGGGCUUCCCACCUCUACGCGACGCCCUGGCCGCCUGGCUAGCCCGUUUCUACGGCGGCCUUUCCGACCCGGAACGCAUCUGCAUCACCGGCGGGGCGAGCCAGAGCAUCGCGAACAUCCUCGCCAGCUUCACGGACCCGGCCGUCACGCGCGCCGUGUGGAUGGCUGCGCCGUGCUACUUCCUCGCCUGCCCCAUAUUUGAAGACGCCGGGUUCGGGGACAGGAUGAAGGCCGCGCCGGAGGAUGAGCAUGGGGUGGAUGUCGAGGCCUUGGAGGAGCGGUUGAGCCGGUUUGACGAGGAGUGGGAGAGCGGUCCUACGGUGGGUGGUUUUAGAGCAAAACACCGCAAACUGUACCGCCACAUCAUCUACCUCGUGCCCACCUGCGCCAACCCCUCGGGGAAAACCAUGCCCCUACCCCGCCGCGAAGCCCUCGUCCGCCUCGCCCGCCGCCACGACGCCCUCCUCCUCGCCGACGACGUCUACGACUUCCUCCAAUGGCCCCUCGACCCCACCCAGCCCCCGCUCCCCUUCCCCCCCACCGACCCCAACCUCCGCCUCCCGCGCCUCAGCGACAUCGACGCCCGCCUCCCCCGCCGCCAAGGGGAAGACGACGCAGUAGUCCCCGACCCCCACGGCUUCGGCCACGCCAUCUCCAACGCCUCCUUCUCCAAGAUCGUCGCCCCCGCCGUCCGCACCGGCUGGGUCGACGCCUCCCCCGCCUUCGCCCGCGGCCUCGCCCAGACGGGCGCCACCCGGAGCGGCGGCGCCCCGAGCCACUUCGCCGCCGUGACCUUGUGGGAGAUGCUGCGGUCCGGCACCCUGGAGAACCGCCUCCGCGACGUCGUCGUCCCCGCCCUGCGUCACAGGCACGCCCGCGUCGCUGCUGCUGUGGAGGCGCUGCUCGUGCCGCUCGGUGUUCGGACGCGGCCGUCGAGCUUGCUUGGCGAGCAUGUCUACGGGGGGUAUUUCAUCUGGUUGACCUUGCCUGACGGCGUGGAGGCGCCGGUGGUGGCCCGGCGGGCCCGAGAGGCCGAGGACCUGAUUAUCGGCGCGGGGGAGAUGUUUGAGGUGUACGGUGAUGAAGCGUCUGCCCGGUUUGGGAGGGAGGUGAGGAUCUGUUUCUCGUGGGAGGAUGUCGAGAAUGUCCUCGAGGGGGUGGAGAGGCUGGCGAGAGUCGUGAGGGAUGUGAAGGAGGGGAGGCUUCCGAGGAAUGCGUGUUCUUGCCUUGCUGGUGCCCCUGAAAAUGCAAAGUAAGCUGUACUUUGGAGAGUGCGACUGUCGUCCUGAGGGGAAGAAGGGAGUAAUCGUGAUUAAAAAAAAAAAAUAAAAAAUAAAAAAAAAAGGGGGUAUCAUUUGCUUAAACUCCUGGUGCUACAAGACACACACAGCAACUCCCGUGUCUUCCAAAGGUCCU
Sodiomyces alkalinus F11 is the source of this 1726-nucleotide messenger RNA. RefSeq names its product PLP-dependent transferase. Gene Ontology annotation, biological process: biosynthetic process. The record is from RefSeq and is a predicted model, not a curated record. Gene Ontology annotation, molecular function: pyridoxal phosphate binding; L-2-aminoadipate:2-oxoglutarate transaminase activity. Lineage: Eukaryota; Fungi; Ascomycota; Sordariomycetes; Glomerellales; Plectosphaerellaceae. The transcript has 2 exons. The coding region runs from base 157 to 1566 and encodes 469 amino acids.